GAUGAGGCGCACUUUAGCACUUGCAUUUAUUUUCUGAGAAAGAGGAGGGAGGAGAAUAUCACGCAGUUCACAGAAGCAGCGAUACCUGAAGUUGAAGACGACCUAACCAACCUCUCAGCGACACACCAGCUAUCACAAUCUCUCACUCUCUUCCGUUCCUCUCUCGAGCGAAACUCAUAAUAUUCUGUUACCCUGUUUUGUUGUCUGCUCCAUAUUCUAUAGUUUUCCCUUCUGAUUUUUCUGUUUCCCCGAGCUAGAAUGGAGAAGAUGAUUGCUCUUUACAAGCUUGAAGCUCGUGGGAUAGUGUGAAUCCUCCGCUUCACUUUCUCAUUCACCCUUAGCUUGCUUUUUCAACCUUCCUCCCCCCUCUCUCCCCCCUCCCCCCCUCUUUUUCCCCAACUUCCUCUGCUGGAGGAUGGCCUGCCGGACACUGAUCGCUGGAAACUUGGAUCCACAGAGAAAGAGAAGUGGCGGACUGAGGACUAAACAGGCGGGUAGAGGAUCGUGCCGUGGUAGUUAGAACAGGGGGGAGGCCAAACUUGCCAGGAAAUGCAUCAUCUCCGGUUUUGACCUCCGCCCAUUUUCUUGUUUCGUGUUGCAUGCUAUUGUUAAUCCAUUAUUAGUUCGGGAGAAAAACUUUUUCGCGCUUUUUUAUCCCGUCGUUGAAACGAUGGGUUUAUUGUUGAAAGAAGCCUUGAAGACCUUCUGCGGUCGAAAUCAAUGGUCUUAUGCCGUGUUCUGGAAGAUCGGCUGCCACAAUCCUAAGCUGUUAAUAUGGGAAGAAUGCUAUUAUGAACCCUUGCCUUGUCCCUUUCCCCCUAACAUUGACAGAACUGGGACAUCUAACUUGUCCUUCGGAGCUGUGGAAGGCGACAGAGUAUGUUCCUUGAUUAACAGAAUGAUGGUGAAUAAUUCAGUCAACAUUGCUGGAGAAGGGAUAAUUGGACGGGCAGCAUUCACCGGAAAUCAUCAAUGGAUUGUUUUGAACAAUUUUCCUAGAGCUGCAUAUCCGCCAGAGGUAUACAAUGAAGUGCAUCAUCAAUUUUCGGCUGGAAUGCAGACCAUUGUGGUUAUUCCUGUGCUUCCUCAUGGGGUUGUUCAACUUGGUUCUUUCUUGGCGAUAAUGGAGGAUGUUGGAUUUGUUAAUGAUGUAAGGAGUUUAAUCUUGCAAUUGGGAUGUGUUCCUGGCGUUCUUCUAUCUGAAGAUUAUUCAACAAAAGUUUCUGCCAAUAGUCUUGGUGCAGCUGUUAAUGUUGGAGUGCCUGUGUCAGUAGAUCCGCCAGUUGUUACCUCAAAUUGCAGCCCCUCUGUAGCUAGUGGCUCCAACCAACAAAGGAAUUCAUCUCACACUUCAAACUCCAUUGUACACCAAUCUCUGCCACGCGGGGAAGAGAUAAAUAAUGACCAGGUUUCUGUAUUGACACAUCAAACCCCCAACCUGACUCAGAUGUUGUCCAAGUACCAUGAUAACCUCUGCCAACCUAAGUCGAUUACGUUAAACAAACCAAACUUUACUGGCCCAUCAGAUAAUAGAGUUGUGGAGGCACAAGUCAUACCCUCAAAUCUUAAAUCAUGUCCCCAACAACCAGGUUUGUGUGAUUCAAGAACUGCAUUGAAUGAAUUGAAUGGGGUUGACCAAUCAAGUCUGAGUGACCGCAGCAUGAAGUUGAAUGAACAACAAACUUUACUAGGUAGUGCGCAUCAGAAUUAUGUCGAUUCUCUUAUAAAUGUACCAAGUAAUUUUAGCAUGACUCAAAUGAAGACAGACAGAGGCCAUAUGCCUGACCGUUGUCAAAGUUCUGUUAGUACUCCAUUACUUGGAGGAAUCCCGAUUCAUGGUGGAAUGAGUAGCCUGUUGAGGUCAAGUUUGAUUAAUACCUCUAUUUCAGAACCUCCCAAAGUUGGUACUGCUGAUUUUUCUGGAACACAAAAAGUUGGUACUGGAGUUCAACGUGAUGAUUCAACUAGAGCAAGGGCUUUUUCUCACCCUUAUGUGACUAGUCAAUUAGAUACUUGUCAUAGGCCUCUAGAAAGCUCUGAUUGGAAGAAUCUUCCCCUUGAUUUAAAGUGUGCUCGUGACAAGUUUGGCCCAAAUGAUCAAAUGAUAGACAGUGAUUUGCUUCAGGCCCUUAAGAUCCCAUCUCUUCGUCUUGAGGAGCAUGUGCCUGCGAGUGAUCAAAUUAUGGGUUUCAGCAAUGGUUCCCUCGAUAACGAUUUUACAAGUCAAGCUUUCACAGAACGAGAAGCUUACGCUCAAUCUUCAUCAGGAGAUGACCUAUUUGAUGUUUUAGGUGUGGGUUUUAAAAACAAAAUCCUGAAUGAAAACUGGAAUAAGUUUCUUCCUGAUGAAUCAGACGGUGAUGCGAGAGUCCUGGAUAAAAAGGCAGCAUGUAUGAAUAUGCAGGGUGUAGACGCUGAUUGCUAUUCAGUUAAUGAGACAGUAUCAGAUAGUGGCAUUUUCUCUGGGAGGGGAACUGAUCACCUAUUGGAUGCUGUGGUCUCAAGAGCUCAGUCUGCUGUGAAACAGGAUUCUGAUGAUAUGUCUUGCAGGACAACGGUGACUAGGAUCAGCAGUGCCUUUGUUCCCUCUUCUUCCUACAGGCAGGUUAUGUCCGAUCAUGCCCUUGGUGGAUUGUUGAACUUUCCCAAGACUGAGGGUAAAUUGAGUGCUGCAGAAACUUGUUCUCUUGGGUCUGGAUAUCACAAGGAUGAUGCUGGAGACUGUUCUCAAACUACUUCCAUUUAUGGGUCUCAACUGAGUUCAUGGGUAGAGAAUGUUAGCAAUGUGAAGCGUGAAAACAGUGUUGCAACUGGUUACUCUAAGCGACCAGAUGAAGCUGGCAAAUCAAAUCGCAAAAGGCUUAAACCUGGAGAGAACCCAAGACCUCGACCUAAAGAUCGCCAAAUGAUUCAAGACCGUGUGAAAGAGUUGCGGGAAAUUGUGCCAAAUGGAGCAAAAUGUAGCAUUGAUGCGCUUCUUGAACGGACCAUAAAGCACAUGCUUUUCUUGCAAAGUGUAACAAAGCAUGCUGACAAGUUGAAACAAACUGAGGAUUCCAAGACUAUUAAUAAAGAAGGUGGGCUGGUUCUAAAAGAUAAUUUUGAAGGAGGGGCUACAUGGGCAUAUGAGAUUGGCUCACAAUCAAUGGUUUGCCCUAUCAUAGUUGAGGAUCUUAAUCCCCCUCGUCAGAUGCUAGUGGAGAUGCUUUGCGAAGAACGGGGUUUCUUUCUGGAGAUAGCUGACUUGAUCAGGGGAAUGGGUUUGACCAUUUUAAAGGGGGUAAUGGAAGCUCAAAAUGACAAGAUCUGGGCACGCUUUGCUGUGGAGGCAAAUCGGGAUGUGACAAGGAUGGAAAUAUUUAUGUCACUGGUUCAUCUUCUGGAACAAGCAGCAAAGGGGAAUGGUGCUUCUACAUCGAACGAAAUCAACAACAUGAUGGUUUAUCACUCCUUCCCACAGCCUUCUCAAAUACCAGCAACUGGGGGACCUAGUAGUUUGCAAUGAAACCACCUGCCAUAUAGAUUCCUUGGCCUGGAUGUGUUGGGAGCGAGUCUGGUAUUUUACUUGCUGUGACUGACGUCAAUUCCGGUCCAAGACUUAACCUUGUCUAACUGUUUUACACCUCACAUGACCUCAUUUUGUAGGUGGAUGUGUUUAGUUAGCGAAGAGCAAUGCAAGAUUAAUAUUUAAUCUUAUAUAUGUAUCCUUAGUGUUUCUUCUGGUGCCUGCCAAGAUAUCUUAUCCUGCUCUGGCAGUCUCCACUGAUGCUAUAUGUUAGUGCAACUCUCAGAUUACUUGUAUAAGUUUUUCCUUAAUCUCUGUGGUUAUGGGCUUGUGCUUCAGAUGUAUAGGUAGUGUAGGAUGUGGAAUGAAGUGGGUUUGUGCGUUCACGGGAUGAGGACUAUGCACUUUUUCUCCCCUUUUAUCCGUUUGAUUUCUGAGGUUUCUUGGGUUGAUGAUCUCGACUGUGCAGUGUUGUUAAUUUCAACAGUAGGUGUGGUUUGUAUAUCAUCAAUGGAGUCUGUGCAAGAUGCUGCUCAUUGUAACCGGAGCUAUGCUUUAAUCUAUCUCUAUUUGUGGUGAUUGGUUGCUAGACUCU
Molecule: messenger RNA, 4100 nt
Organism: Neltuma alba
Lineage: Eukaryota; Viridiplantae; Streptophyta; Magnoliopsida; Fabales; Fabaceae
Product: transcription factor LHW
Exons: 10
Coding region: 671-3505 (944 amino acids)
Biological process (GO): regulation of DNA-templated transcription
Molecular function (GO): DNA-binding transcription factor activity; protein dimerization activity
Source: RefSeq, a predicted model, not a curated record